AUGGGAACUCUGACCACCAUCAUCGUCCUUUGCGUCGUUAUUUCACCGAUCGUCCUCAUGGUCCUCGCCCAUCCGUCUUUGCGGGUAGCACUGUGGCGCGGUAACGAAGACGGCUCAUGGCUGGUGACGGCCGCUGAAAAGCGCAUGUUUCUCGCCCUCAUCGACCUUGCCCAAGCCGAAGCCGAGAAGAUGACGGCCGAGUUGGAGCGGCUGAGAGCCUCCGACCGUGAACAACGAAGACUCGUGGAGCAUUGGAAGGGCGUGGCCAAUAGAACGCGGGAGCAACACUCGGCGCAGCGACGGCUCGCAGAGCAUUGGAAGGGCGUAGCGGACAGACUGAGGGUGCAGCACUCGGUGCCCGUACGGCCUUGCCGUCCUGAACGAAACCGGCAGACGCAAAGACGCGAUGACGAACUGCUGGAAUGCGACAUCUGCCUGCGCAUGGUGUACGCGCCCCUUGCCCUCGCGAGCUGUGGACACCGCUUCUGUUUGGAAUGCCGGCUGGCCAACACCCGGUCGUCCUCCGCCGAUCCCAACACCACCAGGCGGCACGCGACCGGCGUAGGCCGCAUCCCGAGCGGCGUGCGCCUGCAUUGCCCGACGUGCUCGAGGCCAGACUUGGGCUUGAACCGGUGGUUUGCGCGAGACGCGGGCGCAGAGGUCAUAGAGCCGGCGGGAGCGGAACUUGCACGAGAGCCGGGCGCGAUGCCCGCAUUACCCGUCGUGAACGAAGGCAUGGCCAGGCGCCCCUUCGCGGUACUUGGGCGCGUACUCACGAGAGCGUUGCCCCGACGCUGAAUCCGGAGCGACGUGAUAACUGGCGUCGGGAGGGCGUGAAUAUCUCCUGAAAGGUUCAUCCCAGAGGAUGUGGCUGCCGGCAGCAUGAUUGCAGGGGGGUCCUACGUUGACUCAUUUACUGGGCUGCUUACUCCACCGUGGCACUCGUUGAGGUGCUAGUCUGUCCAGUAUCCGGCGCGCGUCGGACUAGGUUCUGGUAUCGGUAACAUAGUCUAGCGUUGCUCGGCGUUCCGGCGCUCCUAGCUUAAUCUGGAU
Molecule: messenger RNA, 1053 nt
Organism: Punctularia strigosozonata HHB-11173 SS5
Lineage: Eukaryota; Fungi; Basidiomycota; Agaricomycetes; Corticiales; Punctulariaceae
Exons: 4
Coding region: 1-798 (265 amino acids)
Source: RefSeq, a predicted model, not a curated record